Molecule: messenger RNA, 1687 nt
Organism: Olea europaea var. sylvestris
Lineage: Eukaryota; Viridiplantae; Streptophyta; Magnoliopsida; Lamiales; Oleaceae
Product: protein RICE SALT SENSITIVE 3-like
Exons: 6
Coding region: 286-1554 (422 amino acids)
Source: RefSeq, a predicted model, not a curated record
CUUCUCACGCACUCGCACGGAGUACUGCACUUUCCUUUAUUAAAGACCCCAUUUAAUCAGGUUCGGUAAUCUGACAAGUGAAGAAGGUAAAAAGUAAAGAGAAAGAUAAAGUGGUAACAAAGUGAUGAAGAGAGAGAGAAGAGAAGAAAGAGUCUCCUCACUCCUACUCUCCUCCGUGGUUGAUAUUUUACAAGCAUUCUUCACUAUGCUUUGCUAAGCCAAAUACCCAACAAACUCACUUCAAAUAAUUCCUUUAAUUGUCCAAGAAAAUUACAUAGAAAAGCCAUGGUGGGCUCAGGAGCAACAGACAGAGGCAAAGAAGCUGUUGGGAUGAUGGCCCUUCAUGAGGCCCUCCGAACCGUCUGUUUAAAUUCAGACUGGAAUUACUCUGUCUUCUGGACCAUUCGACCUCGCCCGUCUCUCCUUCUCUGUUCUAUUUUAGUCUGUUUUUAUGAUCUAUACACUUCCAUUUUCUUGAUUUUUUUUCUAAUUCUUUGUUGGGUCUUUUGCAUUUCUUGCAGGAGAGUUAGAGGUGGUAAUGGCUGCAAAGUUGGAGAUGACAACGGUAGCUUGAUGUUGAUGUGGGAAGAUGGGUUUUGCAGAGGCAGAGUUACACAGUGUUUGGAUGAGAUGGAUGGCGAGGAUCCUGUCAGAAAAGCCUUCAGCAAAAUGUCUAUUCAGUUGUAUAAUUAUGGAGAAGGAUUGAUGGGGAAAGUUGCUUCUGAUAAGUGUCAUAAAUGGGUUUUCAAGGAGCCAACUGAAUGUGAACCAAAUAUCUCCAGCUACUGGCAGAGUUCAUUUGAUGCACUUCCUACUGAGUGGACUGAGCAGUUUGAGUCUGGCAUUCAGACUAUAGCUGUUAUUCAAGCUGGGGAUGGCCUACUGCAACUUGGUUCCUGCAAGAUUAUAACUGAAGACCUCCAUUUUGUGCUGAGAAUGAGACAUACCUUUGAAUCCUUAGGCUAUCAAUCUGGAUUAUACCUAUCCAAGUUAUUUUCUUCAUCUCGCAACUCCUUGUCUUCAUCCACGGUUCCCCUUAUGCAAUCGGUUAUGCCGAUUCGUCCUCCUUCUCCUGUUUUUAACUUGGGGCCAAGGCCAAUCCCUCCAGCAGUUUCAAUGCUUACAUCUCCAAAUUUUCAAAACACGGCUGGGGUCGGAAUUCCACCUCCAAAUCAUUCAUCCGAUAUGUUGGGAGAUCUCAAAAACGAUAUAAAAUGGCCAAAUGGAUUGUCUUUCUUCAAUGCUGUCAGUGGACAAACAGAUGGAGCAAAACUUUUGUUCAAUCCUGAGGGCUUUGUAAACAAGCUUGACCGUCAGAAUCCAACAAUGGAUUCCUUGAGUUUGCAUAACAACGGCAAUGCAAAUCUUGACGAGUUUUUAAGCUUGGAUAAUAAUCCCAAGAUGGUUAACAACUUUGAGGGGAUCUUUACAUUACCUGCGAGAAUUACUACUCCAUCUUCGUCGACUUCACUUGAUCACCACACACAAAAUCCCGGGGAGUUCAGGAAUGAAGCAGGGAUGUACUCUGAUGUUAUGGAAACUUUCUUGGAGUGAGUUUAGAAGGCUUGCUUGGAAGGAUUAAGGCUUAGAAAUUGUAAUUAGGAAAAGCAUCUACUCUUUGUGACAGUUACCUUUGUUCAAUUUAGUGCUUUCUAUAAUUAUAUGACUUCUGUUAUUUUUAAAGACU